CCUCUUGAACUGCAUGGUGACCGACGCCACCUCAAAGUAGUUCCUCAUUACGAAACUUUUUAACACCACGCAAAUCAGAAGCCACGAAAACAACAAACAGAUCUCUGCUACACUACCGUCCUAAGCAUAAUUGUCCCAUGUUAAAUAGGAAUCCCAUAUAACAUGGAACAAUUGUGCAUAGAACGGCGGUACACACAUAUAGUAAACUUCCAAUUUCGAAUGUGACAUCUACUACAUAUUUGAAUUUUGAUUUUGAUUUACAUCUAACAUGUGGAAAGAUCACAGCCAGCUACACGCGCCUAUGGACGCUUGAAUUUUCUUGUCACGUGAAAAUUUCACGUUUUAAUGUUUGAAUCGGCCGAUGAAGAAUUUUCGCGUACGGGUGCUGCGUAUUAGUGGAGCUUUGUUUUAGACGGGCUGCAAAACGGUGAGUCGAUAAGGAGAGCGUCCAAUAUAGCUCUGGUCCUCACAAGUUCCUACCUCAUGCUUCCACGGGUCAAGCGAUGACAAAGACCGCCAGCUAAGAGUUGUGUGCUUAGCUGGUAGUGCAGCCUGGGCACUGUUGUCCUUCUGACUUCAGCUAGAUUGAGGAGGUACGAUCCGAGUGUCUGUUCACCAAGGAGGUGCGGCUCAAACAGCGUCUGUUCUGGCAUCCAGCGGCUGAGUAAGAAACGCUGCACCACGCCCAGCUAGAUCCAAGGUGGUAGCCCCAUCAGCGUGGUCGUCCCAGUGUUGGUUGGGACGUUAAACAGAACUGGCACGAUGGCCCUCCGGCGAGACAGGAGUGUUGGCGUAGGCCCAAUAAGCCACCCGUAAAAAUCCCCAUUGCGAAUAACAUAGGAGAAAAUACGACUCGAUGCAAUCGGCAAAGACCCACGCGACGAAAUAAGGACUACGAUUGGAAACUUGGAACAUGGAAUUGCAAGUCACUAGGUUUCGCAGGCUGUGACAGGAUAAUCUACGACGAACUACAUCCCCGCAACUUCGACAUCGUGGCGUUGCAGGAACUUUGUUGGACUGGACAGAAAGUGUGGAAAAGCGGGCAUCGAGCGGCUACCUUCUACUAAAGCUGUGGCACCACCAAUGAACUGGGAACAGGAUUUAUAGUGUUGGGCAAGAUGCGACAACGUGUGAUCGGAUGGCAGCCGAUCAACGCAAGGAUGUGCAUGUUGAGUGUUAAGGGCCGUUUCUUCAACUACAGCAUCAUCAACGUCCAUUGCCCACACGAAGGGAGACCCGAUGACGAGAAAGAAGCGUUCUACGCGCAGUUAGAGCAAACAUACGAUGGUUGCUCGCCGCGUGACGUGAAAAUCGUUGUCGGCGACAUGAACGCGCAGGUAGGAAGGGAGGAAAUGUACAGACCGGUAAUCGGGCGAAACAGCUUGCACGCCGUAUCGAAUGAUAACGGCCAGCGAUGCGUAAACUUUGCAGCCUCCCGUGGUAUGGUAGUCCGAAGCACCUUUUUCCCCCGCAAAGAUAUCCACAAAGCCACAUGGAGAUCACCCGACCAUCAAACAGAAAACCAAAUCGACCACGUUCUAAUCGACGGUAAAUUCUUCUCAGAUAUAACCAACGUCCGCACAUACCGCAGUGCGAAUAUAGAUUCGGAUCACUACUUAGUCGCUGUAUGCAUGCGCUCAAAACUUUUGACAGUUAUCACCACGCGUCGAAGUCGAACGCCGCGGCUUAACAUCGAGCAACUUCGUAACGUAGAAGUGGCUCAAGACUACGCGCAGCAGUUAGCAGUGGCCCUACCAACGGAAGAGCAGCUUGACGCAGCUACACUUGAAGAUGGCUGGAGGAACAUCCGAUCUGCCAUAGGUAGUACCUCGGCUACAGCACUAGGCUUCGCGACUCCGAAUCACAGAAACGACUGGUACGACGGCGAAUGUGAACAGUUGAAAAACGAGAAGAAUGCAGCAUGGGCGAGAAUGCUGCAACACCGUACGAGAGCGAAUGAGGCACGUUACAAACAGGCGCGGAACAGGCAGAACUCAGUCUUCCGGAUGAAGAAGCGCCAGCAGGAAGAACGAGAUCGCGAAGCGAUGGAAGAGCUGUACCGCGCUAAGGACACACGAAAGUUCUACGAGAAGCUGAACCGAUCGCGCAGAGGCUUUGUGCCACAAGCCGAUAUGUGCCGAGAUAAUCACGGGAAUAUUCUCACGAGCGAGCGUGAGGUGGUCGAGAGGUGGCGACAGCAUUACGAUGAGCACCUCAAUGGCAACGUUGCAAGUACCGAAGGUGGCGUGGUAACAGAUCUAGGAGUAUGUGCACAGGACGAAAGACUUCCGGCCCCUGACCAGUCAUCCGACCGGUACAAGAAGACGUGGAGCGCAGCGAGCUAGGUGGGUCGACCAAGUGGAGGACGAUCUGCGGACCCUACGCAGAGUGCGGAACUGGAGACAAACAGCCAUGGACCGAGUGGAAUGGAGGCGGCUACUAUGUACAGCAGAGGCCACCCCGGCCUUAGCCUGACCGGUAAGGUAAGUUGUUUUAGACUUCGUUAUCAGUGAAAAGUAGUGCUUGCUGUUUGUAGUGCAAUUAAUUGUUCACCGGAUUGUAUCGUCGAAGAUUCCGAUAUCAUCGUCAGUGCCAUUCCAGACCCAUCAUAAAAAAUCGGCACCAGGGGGAUUUCCUGAGCGAUGCUGUUUCGUGUGCUUCAGUAGGAAUUCAUGAUAUUGUUAUAUGUCCAGACAUCUUUUGACUAUUCAUUAUUUUCACCAUCCUAUCAUCUAUUGGAAGCCGUUUCAGUUCUGGACGCUUUCGAAGUUGAACAUACAAUUUAUAAAAGUGCUUGCAAGUCUGUCCAAUUUACAGAUCCUUUGAAAAAGGGACAAUAUUUGUGACUGAAACGUCAGGUGUUGAACCAAUAUCCGUUUGUGAUUGCAUAAAGACUGGAAGCCGAAAAUCCCCACCAACAUAGUAGUCGUUUCAAUCAUUUUCCUGGAUUGUUUCAUCAAUUGUUUCAUCAAAAUGUGAAGAUUAAACUAGACUAGCAAGCAUUUGGCCAGGUGUGUGGAGAAGAGUGGGUCUUUGUUAUUAAAAAAAUAGUAGCGAAAUCUGCAAUGGCAAUGGAUAUACACAUCUUUGCAACUCCAUCCAUGAUUUGUGCAAGUAUUCGUGCUAUGCUAUGCUAUUUAUAUCAAACAUGUGGUAAACACUGUGGACGACUGAAUAGAUAAAUACCUACUAAAGUUAGUAUAGAUACUGCCUAGGUUAAUACGAUCCGUCUUGCAUAUACAAUCACUCUAUGACUCGAAGGAGCGAGGACUGAUGAGAAGAAACCAUUUCGUCCUCAUUCAUGCUCGGGACGUGACGCUCCAUCCACAGACAUAAUACAAUUACACGUUUAUUCGACAGCUUUUUAUUGCACAGUGCCACUUAGUCACUCAUCCACUUCAGUUCACGCCACAAAAUCACUAACUGUCGUGCUGAUGUAGUAGAGCCGGACAAAUCCAAACAUAAUAUGUACAACAAUAUAUAAUUCGAGUCCAUCCUAAGCAGCUGCUUUUUAUGGCUCUGUAGUGUAGAUAUAUGUGCAUACGCU
This is a messenger RNA of Aedes albopictus (Asian tiger mosquito), 3547 nucleotides long. RefSeq lists its product as uncharacterized. The transcript has 2 exons. Gene Ontology annotation, cellular component: nucleus. Gene Ontology annotation, biological process: chromatin remodeling. The record is from RefSeq and is a predicted model, not a curated record. NCBI's taxonomy places the organism in Eukaryota, Metazoa, Arthropoda, Insecta, Diptera, Culicidae. Bases 1119 to 2345 code for a protein of 408 amino acids.